Molecule: messenger RNA, 2342 nt
Organism: Peromyscus californicus insignis
Lineage: Eukaryota; Metazoa; Chordata; Mammalia; Rodentia; Cricetidae
Gene: Zdhhc6
Product: zinc finger DHHC-type palmitoyltransferase 6
Exons: 11
Coding region: 621-1862 (413 amino acids)
Biological process (GO): protein palmitoylation
Cellular component (GO): Golgi apparatus
Molecular function (GO): palmitoyltransferase activity; protein binding
Source: RefSeq, a predicted model, not a curated record
ACGGCGGCCGUGUGAGCCAAAGACGCGCGGGUCGGAGCUGGUUGCGCACUCCUCUCCUUCAGGGCUCGCAUUCGGCUUGCUCAGGACUGAAGUGCUCAUGACGGAGCUAUAAGGAGGAGAAAAUCUGUCGCGGGUGAACCCAGUCCGUCCCGGAAAUGCGAUGGCCGUGGAGCAGGCACGGGAGACCAGACAGGUGGAAGUCACCGCAGAGGGUUCAACCCGCGUGUAGGGUGGUCUUCGUCCCGACCUAGUCGGGCCAGGAUCUCCAAAAUGUUGAGCCCAACCUUACUUAAUAAGACAUUUGUCUCGUGAGUGGCGACCCCAGACCGUCCUGCACCACGGCACGGGCGGGAAACAGAGGCACCCGCAGGCGCAACAGCUGAGUGGGAAUCCGUUGCGCGCAUGUCAUACCCAUAAAUCGCAGGUUGAGUUUCAAACCAACCUAGAUUCUCCUUGAGAUAAAGAGUUCUGGAUGUCAACAGUGAAAAUGCCAAACUCCAAGUUAAUACUCUGUCAGCCAAAGGCAUGACAGUUCAGGAACACACGGACUUGUUGCGCAUAGAAAUGUGUGCACAGAAAAAGAGAAUCUCUAGUUCUUUAGAAGAAAGAAGGCAUCCAAAAUGGGCACAUUCUGCUCAGUGAUCAAGUUUGAAAAUCUUCAAGAACUAAAGAGACUGUGUCACUGGGGUCCCAUAAUAGCCCUUGGUGUUAUAGCAAUAUGCUCCACAAUGGCCAUGAUUGACUCUGUCUUGUGGUAUUGGCCCUUACACACAACUGGAGGAAGUGUGAAUUUCAUCAUGUUGAUAAAUUGGACUGUCAUGAUUCUUUACAAUUACUUCAAUGCCAUGUUUGCUGGUCCUGGCUUUGUCCCUCGGGGGUGGAAACCGGAAAAUCCUCAGGAUAGCAUGUAUCUCCAGUAUUGUAAAGUCUGCCAAGCAUACAAGGCACCUCGCUCACACCAUUGCAGGAAGUGUAACAGAUGUAUAAUGAAGAUGGACCACCACUGUCCCUGGAUCAACAACUGCUGUGGUCACCAGAACCAUGCUUCGUUCACACUGUUCCUCCUGCUAGUGCCUCUGGGCUGCAUCCAUGCUGCUUUUAUUUUUGUGAUGACUAUGUACACACAGCUUUAUAAUCGGCUCUCCUUUGGGUGGAACACAGUCAAGAUUGACAUGAGUGCAGCUCGGAGAGAUCCUCUUCCCAUUGUUCCCUUCGGAUUGGCUGCAUUUGCUGCCACCUUGUUUGCCUUGGGAUUAGCACUGGGGACCACCAUCGCUGUUGGGAUGUUGUUUUUCAUACAGAUAAAAAUUAUUCUCAGAAACAAAACUUCUAUUGAAUCAUGGAUUGAAGAGAAGGCUAAAGAUCGCAUUCAGUAUUACCAACUAGAUGAAGUCUUUGUUUUUCCUUAUGACAUGGGAAGUAAAUGGAAGAACUUUAAACAGGUAUUUACAUGGUCAGGAGUCCCUGAAGGAGAUGGACUGGAGUGGCCAGUAAGAGAAGGCUGUGACCAGUAUAGCCUAACAAGAGAACAGUUGAAACAAAAAGCAGACAAGAGAGUCCGAAGUGUUCGCUAUAAAGUCAUAGAAGAUUAUAGUGGUGCCUGUUGUCCUUUGAAUAGAGGAAUUAAAACCUUCUUCACAAGCCCCUGCACAGAGGAGCCUCGGAUACAGCUGCAGAAAGGGGAACUCAUUUUAGCAACAAGAGGAUUAAGAUACUGGUUGUAUGGAGACAAAAUUCUCGAUGAUUCCUUCAUAGAAGGUACUUCAAGAAUAAGAGGGUGGUUCCCUAGAAACUGUGUGGAAAAGUGUCCCUGUGAUGGUGAAUCAGAUCCAGCCCCAGAGGGUGAGAAGAAGAACAGAUAGCCACUGUUAAAGUGAAAUCAUUAAGUCUUCAUUACUUGAAAAAUCACACAUAUUACCCAAGAAUUAUGCAACAAGCCUAUUCUGCUUAAGGUAUUCUUUUCCUCAAAGAUGCUCUAGUGCCAUGGUUUCAAUAUCUUGAUUACCAUUGAAACAGAAGCCACUCUGCAUACGCCUUUGAAUUCCUGCUGUGUUUCCACUUCUUCCUACUGAAGGAAGGAAGUCGUUCCAGCCAACUGAGCAAAUUGCACUUUCUCCAGGGUUUCUGUGUGCUGUACAUCUGACUUCACCUGCAGAUCUAGUUCCCCUUGGCCAGGGUUGCCUGCAUGUGGUUGUUCUGUUUCUUCCUCAAUCGACAUUUCUUUCAUAAUCUAGAGACUAUAAAACUUGUCAGAUUCAAAAUAAACUCAAAUUUUGUUACUUUUAAUAAUGCAGAUUUUGUCAAAUCCAAUAAAGGUCAAUGGAUGUUCUGUAAAAAUUACA